CUCAAUUAAAGUGCAGUAAAUUCGAGUGUAAUAAGCGACUAAAAUAUGCAAUUAUAGCCUAUCAUCAUUGCCCAAUACUAUUCGACCACCUUUUCUGAUUUAUAAGAUCCGGGGAUAUUAUUCUUAAUUAAAAUUAACCAAUGUUUAACUGAAAUUAAUUAUCUGAACCAAGAUUUAUGUUUUUGGGUAAAACAAUUACAUAUUACAAUUUUUUUGUUUUGUUUUGGUAAGACAUAUGACAGUCAGUCUUUUUAUUUUAAGCGAAAGAAAAAGAAUAUUGGAAAUUGAAAUUGGAGAAAAAAAUUGUCGGAAAAUCAAUUUUUCGUUUUGACAUAGAACUUCAGUGAUGGAAAUAUUGAAUUAAUUAUUUCGUAUUAAUAUUAGCCCUGGAAUCAAUAAAUCCAAUAUGAGGCAGAUCUUUCUAGAAUGAGUCGGUUAAUUUACGAAAAUCUCCAAAAUAUAGGUAGACCUUGUUGAAUAAUUUAAAAUAGUAAUUCAUGUCUAACUAGUAUUUGUAGCCAAAUUCAAUUUUCUAAGUCUAGUCGAAGUAGGUUUUACACUAUUAUAAAUAUAGGUGCUUGUACCUAUUUUCUAAUAAAAAUUCAUAUUUUAUUCCUACAAAAACAUGGACAACAAGGGCAAGACAAAACUGGAUGAAGAAACAGAUUCAGAAAAAAAGGAAUCAAAUAAACCACCAAAUAGCUGGUUCGAAUUAAGAAUCAAUACUCAUGUCUAUAUUACAGGAUUACCAGAAGAUGUAACUGUUGAAGAAAUAAUUGAAGUUUUUAUAAAGGAAGAUCCAGUAACACAAAACCCUAGAGUGAAGAUUUAUUUCGACAAAGAAACUGGAAAAAAGAAAGGCGAUGCGCUCGUUACGUAUCUUAAAGAGCCUUCAGUUGAUUUAGCCAUUAAAAUUUUAGAUGGUACGCCUUUACGGCUAGGUGAAAAAAUUCCAAUGAAAGUUGCGCGAGCAGAGUUUAAGCAGAAAGGGGAAAAGUUCGUACCAAAGGAAAUUGAUAAGAAUAAGAAGAAGAAAUUACAAAAAGUUGAACAGAGGAUGCUUAGCUGGAGUGGUCGUGAUGAUACAGGGAUACUGAUUUCAGCUACUGUUGUGCUUCGUUAUAUGUUUGCGCCUGUUGAAUUGAAAGAGGAUGAGAAUUUAUGUUCUGAGAUAAAGGAAGACGUUCGAGAGGAAUGUUUAAAGUUUGGUCCCGUGGGAUUAGUCAAGGUGUGCGAAAAUCACCCACACGGUGUUGUUUUGGUUAAAUUUAAGGAUCGAAGGGAUGCUCAUAGGUUGAUUGAAGCGAUGAACGGACGAUGGUUUGCUGGUAGGCAAAUUCAUGCUAGUGAAGAUGAUGGAAGUGUUAAUCAUGCUUUAGUUCGAGAUUUAGAUGAAGAAACUGAUAGAUUGGAGAAGUUUGGAGCUGAACUUGAAGCUAGUUCAUCCACAGUGGCUGAUCCAGAAUUUUGUGCAGACGACAGCACAAUGACGGACCCAGAAUUUUGUGUAGACGACAGCAACAACCACUAG
Molecule: messenger RNA, 1531 nt
Organism: Nicotiana attenuata
Lineage: Eukaryota; Viridiplantae; Streptophyta; Magnoliopsida; Solanales; Solanaceae
Product: HIV Tat-specific factor 1-like
Exons: 2
Coding region: 626-1531 (301 amino acids)
Biological process (GO): mRNA splicing, via spliceosome
Cellular component (GO): U2 snRNP; U2-type spliceosomal complex
Molecular function (GO): RNA binding
Source: RefSeq, a predicted model, not a curated record